CGUACUCAUUUUCGCGGAAAAGUUCUGUUGUGAGGACAAAAUAUUUUGUCCCCGCAAUAUGUUGCAUAACCUUCAGCUGGUUUGAAUUCGUACGUCAUGAAGUAGGAACAAAAUGAACUCAAUUUUCAAUGUCGCAUGUAAUGCACUGCUCCGCAAACUGUGCCCACUACUACAUGGAAAUGAACCAAUAACCACUUCGUAUGCACAGGAUUACGUACUGACCCUGCAACUUCUUAUGCGCACAUACGAGAGUGCUUCUCCCCUCUUCGCAUUCCCGCAACAUACUCCCCUGGCGUAUGCCGACCUUUACAAUAUGAGUCUUUUAACAGGAGAAAUCAGCCAUGACGUGCGCGCGGUUGAUCUAAAACGAAGGCGCGUUAUUCGAGCCGUAAAAAUUGAAGAAGACCUGAUCAGAAACGCGAAAUGCAACCUGAUUAGAAAAACACAAUUGCUAUUGUUUCUUAAGUUUAAUUAACUGUUAAUUUACCCGCUGUAAACUUGUGUGCUACCUGUUGGAUCUCGAGUUUUAGGAGUCGUUUCACAUCAAUAUUUAAUCACCUCAUUUUGUUGAAGUUCAUUCAGUGGUUGGAAACUCUCGGGGUUGUUAAAAUGGAGCGUUUCGUCUUUAUCGUCUUUCUGAUAUCUCUCUGCAAUGCUAUCUACGGCCUGGAAAAAUUACCUGAAGUGACUGUUACGGGAAAUAAGAGCCUCGCCGCAAAAGUUGAAAAUGGCACGAUGGUGGAAGAUGGUGCGUCAAAGGUGAACUCCUCUCGUUUCAGAUCUCGACCUGCUUUGUUAAUGUUGUCUGUUGAAAUCAUUAAAAACGGAAAUCGCUCAAACAGCACGGAUAAGGCGCGUGACGGUUCGGAGAUUUUCGUUGUGGAUGGCGGAAACACGCCGGAGGAAGUUUCGUUUUUCGAACCUCCCAAAGCCUCGCCGUAUUUUCCACGUUUUAGUGAGAUUUCGAUGCGAACUCUGUACUUGAUCGUAUGCAUGUGUUUGUUAAUUCUGCUUCUUAUGAUCGUCAAACUGCUCGUAUCAAGAAGAGAACGUAAAAAGGAUUAUGAUAUGGUGACCAAAGGUGAAUUUGACGCUUAAAACUGAACAAAAUGGAUCACGAAUCACAGACAUAUGGCUAUUGUGCUCUACCAUGGUAAAAAGGAUUUUCACGUAACCGGAAAAUCCGGUUGCAAGCUGGUUUGCAGGAACCAGAACUCAUCGCAUUGUAAACUGGAUUGCUUUGUUUGCUAUGUUGUUCCUGGAAAACAUCGCUUUACGCCGUGGAAACACUAAAGUAGGAAGCCCCAUGUUUAGUAUUGACAUGAAUAAUCUUUUAAUAUAUACUACUGACAAAUCACAAUCGAGAAUGGGCAAAGUAUUUUGUAAAAGAUCAGCAGGUUGCAAGGAUCUUUGUAGCUUAGAAAGUAACUGAUCAACGAACUUGCCAUUUUUUGUGUGCUUAUUUUUAAUAAAUCGUUCCAAAUAAUAGGCACAGUGGCUUAAAUAAUCAAUAAAUUUUUUACUAAAGUAUGUGAGGCCAGUUGUAUUCUCAUAUAAAUAAUUGGUUUUAAGGCCAAUUUACAUGUACACCUCUUACUAACCGAGUUCGAGGUCCCUACUGUAAGUUACGGACCGAGUUUUUUCCUCUUCGAUUUCAUAGAUCGAAAGGGAAAAACGAGGAUCCGUAACUUACAGCACGGACCGAGAAGACG
Molecule: messenger RNA, 1712 nt
Organism: Orbicella faveolata
Lineage: Eukaryota; Metazoa; Cnidaria; Anthozoa; Scleractinia; Merulinidae
Source: RefSeq, a predicted model, not a curated record